AAAGGCAUAAAACAAAGCAUCAAUCAAAGUUACCGUUGGUGAUUCCCAUAGUAAUCUAUCACGGUACUAGACCAUUUAACGUGCCUAGAAGUUUAUGGGACUUGUUUGUAGAACCUGAUCUUGCCAAAGAGUUUAUGGGAGGUGAUUAUCAGCUGGUAGACUUAUAUUCCAUGCCAGAUGAAGCAAUUAAAAAGAAGCAGCAUUUAGGAAUGCUUGAAUAUUUUAUGAAGUAUGUUUAUGCAAGAGAUAUUUUAAAUCUAUGGGAAGAGUUUUUAGAAAACUUUAAAUCUUGUCUUUUCCUGGAUAAGGAAAAAGGCUAUAUUUAUGUAAGGAAUUUUUUAUGGUAUACAGACAGCAAAAUACCAGAAGAUAAGUAUCCAGAUCUAGAAAAGAUUAUAAAGGAACAUUUUCCUAAAGAAGACAAAGAAGAUCUUAUGAGAACUGUAGCACAAAAAUAUAGGGAAGAGGGAAAGCUAGAGGGAAAGCUAGAGGGAAAGCUAGAGGGAAAGCUAGAGGGAAAGAUGGAGAUUGCUAAAUCCAUGCUUUCAAAGGGCUAUUCUAUAGAAGAUAUUGUUCUUAUUACUGGUUUAUAUCCUUCUGAUAUUCAAGAUCUUAAGUAA
Vigna radiata var. radiata (mung bean) is the source of this 620-nucleotide messenger RNA. Its product is annotated as recombination-promoting nuclease RpnB-like. The record is from RefSeq and is a predicted model, not a curated record. The annotation marks the transcript as partial. Gene Ontology annotation, biological process: DNA recombination. NCBI's taxonomy places the organism in Eukaryota, Viridiplantae, Streptophyta, Magnoliopsida, Fabales, Fabaceae. The transcript has a single exon. Gene Ontology annotation, molecular function: double-stranded DNA endonuclease activity.